Messenger RNA from Rotaria sp. Silwood2, 273 nucleotides. Lineage: Eukaryota; Metazoa; Rotifera; Eurotatoria; Philodinida; Philodinidae. The record is from the annotation of a GenBank genome assembly.
AUGACUGACAACAAUAACGCAAGUUUUUUAGGUGGACAUGCUCAAUAUGUGAAAGGAGCAGUUGAAGAAACAAUUGGUAGUAUAACUGGUAGUCAAGCUUGGAAAGAUUCGGGUGCACAUGAUAAACACGAAGCAACUGAAAAAAUGAGAGCAGCGAAUCAAGGACCAAGUGACUCUUCAUUUAUCAGUGGUACCACAGAGAAGAAAAUAGGUAGCAUGGUCGGUUGUGAAGGAAUGAUUCACAAUGGUGAAGAGAAAGGACGAAGACAAUAA